UAGCGAUUAUUCUGUAAAAGAUAUAUGUACAAAAUUAACAGUUUCUAUUUUACGUAUAAUAUUAAUUUCAAAAGUGGGAAAUUUAAACCAUUAUUGGUUUAAUUUGUGCAAUCAUAUAUUGGUGAAAGAUAGAACGUGUCAAAUAGACGCUUGGACGCCAUGAUGGACGGCAUAUGUGAUACUGCCGACAUUUUAAAUAAUGUUCCUUCUAAAAAGACAAUUCAUGCUGACAAUGUAGACCUUUCUGAUAAGUCAUUACAAGUAGAUAUUUCAGAUGCUCUUAGAAAGGAUAAAGUAAAAUUCACAGUACAUACAAAAACCACACUACCUGAAUUUCAAAAGCCAGAUAACUUAGUUGUAAGGCAACAUGAAGAAUUUGUAUGGUUACAUGAUAGAUUUGAAGAUGAGGAAUAUGCUGGUUACAUUAUUCCUCCUUGUCCACCAAGACCAGAUUUUGAUGCAUCCCGUGAGAAAUUACAGAAACUUGGAGAGGGUGAGGGUAACAUGACUCGUGAAGAAUUUAAUAAGAUGAAACAAGAAUUGGAAGCUGAGUAUUUGGCUACAUUUAAGAAAACUGUUGCUAUGCAUGAAAUGUUAACUAGAUUAGCACAUCAUCCAGUUUUUCGAAAUGAUCAUAAUUUAAGAGUAUUUUUAGAGUAUGAUCAAGAUCUUUGUGUGAGAGGAAAAAAUAAAAUGGAAAUGUUUGGUGGUUUAGUCAAAUCAUUCUCUACUACCACUGAUGAAUACUACUUGUCAGCAACUGUUAAAGAUGUGAAUGAUUUCUUUGACCAGGAAAUGUCAUUUUUGCAAACUUAUCAUCAUAAUUUAAAAGAAGCAACAGCUCGAGCAGAUCGGCAAACCGCUAAACAUAAAGAUGUAGCAGAUUCGUACAUAAAAAUCUCUACAAAUCUUUUACAACUAGCUACAACCGAUACCGGUAAAUUAGAAAGAUUUUUAACAAAAAUUGCCGAAACAUUUGAAAAAUUAAGGAAAGUUGAAGGUCGGGUAGCAUCUGAUGAAGAUUUAAAAUUGUCAGACACUCUUCGUUACUAUAUGAGGGAUACAGCUGCAGCUAAACGGCUUUUGUUUAGAAGGUUGAAAGCUUUACACGCAUAUGAAUCAGCAAAUCGUGCUCUUGAAAAAGCUCGUGCCAAAAAUAAAGAUGUUCAUGCUGCAGUGGAGGUUGCUGAGGCGGAACAAGCUCAAACGGAAGCAUGCGAGAAAUUUGAACAAAUGUCGGAGAAGGGAAAAGAAGAGUUAAUGGAUUUCAAAACAAGAAGAGUAACUGCAUUUAGAAAGAACCUAAUUGAAUUAACCGAAUUAGAAAUAAAACAUGCAAAAGCACAUGCGGAAUUGCUCAAAAAAUGUUUAUCAGUUUUACGAGAAGAGUGAUCCAGUUUAAUAACUCUCAUGGUAAAGAUUACCAUGUAAUCUGUACGAAGAUUACAAUCUAUUUAAAAUUAUAGUAAUGUAAUCGUACUGUAAAAUAUAUAUAUUUUUGUUAUCUAGAUUUAUAUUACCUCGAUAAAGGUAUUAUUAACUGUAAAAGUGCUCCAUAUAAAGUAAUUAAUGUUUAGUAUUUUCAAACUGUAUGUAAAUGUUAUAAUAAUUCUUUAUGCUUAGAAAGUAGUUAUCUUUUUUAUAAAAAUUUUUUAAGGAAACACUUCAUUCAGAAUUAUAUAAUAGAUAAUACCUCUUGUCGAAUCUUUCCGUAAGUUUAAUUUGUUACAAGUUGAAAGAUUCUUUAUAUUCUACAUGGUGUAUGUACACCAUGAGUAUUGCAAGGUGUUUUUUUAAUAUGUGUUACAUUCAGGAAAUAAGAGAUUCGUAAUGUAGAAAUAAGCUAACGUAAAACUAUGGGUAUAUUUUUUGAAAAAUACAAAACAAAGUAAUAAUUCCAAAAAGUUGAAAGUUUUAUAAAAUUAAUUGUUGAUUAAUAUAAAUAAUGAUAAAAUACAUUGUGAAUAUUUAAUAAAUAUUAGGAUAACCAUGUAUAUAGGAAAUAUCGAAAAUUAUGGGAAACAUUAAAACUGUAAAUGUAUUAUAACUAUAUCGAUGCGUAAUAUUUUAUAAUUUCAUCAGUAAUUGAUUAUAGAUAAUAACUACUACGGUAAAGUAUAAAUACAAUCAGGAUCGUAAUCAUACUUCAAGAAUCUUUUAUUUCCAAAAUUUAUCACAUCUUAUGAAAUGUCCUGUACAUAAUGAUUCCAUGUAUACGUGUACGUAUACACAUAAAUGUCAUUUAAAUAAGAACACGUACAAAAUUUUGUUGUUGGUAAAAACAAAAAAAAAAGAAAGGGUUGCUGGUGCAUUCAGUUAAUGUGAACAGUGAAAUCUACUGUAUAAUGAUAAAAGCAAUAUUAUUUCAAAUAAUUUUGUUUUUAAAAAUUCUUCAACACAAAAGUUUUAUAUAUAAAUUAGUAUAUAUAUAUACAUACAUUAACUUUUAAGAUUUUUACAGAUAAAUUAGUGUUAUAUAAUGUUAAUUCAAUUUACAAUAUUUUGUUUGUUCAAUAAAUUGUAUGAUAAGAAAAGGGACCUUAAAUUUAAACGAUUACGUGUAAUCUGAUUGUAUGAGUGCGAUUUGCAUAUUUACCAAAAAAAUUAUUCAAAGCUUGCCAAAGAUAAUUAAAAGAAACAAAAGCAAUUGAAAUGACAUAACAUAGAUGUUUGUAUAGACAAAGGUUUAUGUUGUUUUUUAUUCAUUUGAAAUAUACCAUUCUCUAUCGUACAUGAUCGCAGACAUUCAUCAAAGUUAAUUAUUAAACAGAACUUGGUUAUUUAAUUUCCAAGGAUUCAUUUAAAA
Messenger RNA from Osmia bicornis bicornis, 2806 nucleotides. RefSeq names its product sorting nexin-6 (gene Snx6). Gene Ontology annotation, biological process: phagosome-lysosome fusion involved in apoptotic cell clearance. Gene Ontology annotation, molecular function: phosphatidylinositol binding. Lineage: Eukaryota; Metazoa; Arthropoda; Insecta; Hymenoptera; Megachilidae. The record is from RefSeq and is a predicted model, not a curated record.